Messenger RNA from Hypomesus transpacificus, 3497 nucleotides. RefSeq names its product ral guanine nucleotide dissociation stimulator-like 1. The record is from RefSeq and is a predicted model, not a curated record. Gene Ontology annotation, molecular function: guanyl-nucleotide exchange factor activity. Gene Ontology annotation, biological process: positive regulation of GTPase activity; Ras protein signal transduction. Lineage: Eukaryota; Metazoa; Chordata; Actinopteri; Osmeriformes; Osmeridae. The transcript is spliced from 17 exons. Bases 408 to 2672 code for a protein of 754 amino acids. Gene Ontology annotation, cellular component: plasma membrane.
CCGACACCACCCACUCUAAAAAGAGCUACUUUCAGGUGAGGCUGUCAAGUUUUGCGCUUGUCAGGUUAACUUUGUCGCGAGGAUCAGAGGACUUUUACCUGCCAUACCCGACUCAGAUCUUUUUAGGUAGCGAGUUAAUUUGUAUCGUCUUGAACAAAUGUCAUACCGCCCCUCUCUAACCGAGCGCUACCCACAGUGAAGAACGUGAUAUGUGACUAAGAAGUUGCAGGCUUAAAAAAAAGUUUUAUUUUUAUUACACGUAUUGAUGUAGUUUGAACGAGUGAAUUUGGAAAUACUCGUAUUAAUUAUGCAGCCCUAGCGUCAUUCGUGAGUCGGAUGCGUGAUAUUUUUAGUUGAUCCAGUAUCUAUCAAGAUGGAAACUGUCACUCCAUAAACGAUCAGACGAGAUGGGGAAAUGGGAGAUAACUAUGAACCCCGUGCAGGAGUGGGGCGAGGAGUGCGAGGACGGAGUGGUGUAUGGGAUCACCCUGCGUCGAGAGCCCGUCCCUUCGUCCCUCAACCCCACUGAGGCCCAGCCCAGCCAGGCCUACGUCCAGUACCGGACCUGCAAGGUCCGUCGGCUGAAAGCAGCCACUCUGAACCGGCUGAUUUGCCACCUGCAGGACCCGUGCUGCCCAGAACCAGACUACGGCAGAAUCUUCCUGUCCACGUACAGAACCUUCACCAGUACCAAGGCACUCAUAGAGCUGCUGUUUCAGAGACCAAACGCUGCCUCAGACCUGGACAACAGUGAAUGCCACAUGAGCCCCCUGAAGACUCUGAUCCAGACCUGGCUGGAGGACUACAAGGAGGACUUCCGGGACCCCCCCGAGCACUCCUCCCUCAGGCUGCUGUUGGAGCACCUGAGGCCCCAGCCUGGCUUCUCCUCCCUGGCCCUCAGGGCUGAGGCUUUGCUCAGGACACUGCAGCGAAACGAAACAGAGGCUGACAGGGGUGCAGCCCAGGGAGAGUUGGAACAGGAAGAGGAGGAAUCUGGCGAGGAAGGUCCUGAUUGCGACAGCGCUCUUUAUCAGAGUGACAUCAUGGACUUCUCAGUCACGGGCAUCGCAGAACAGCUCACCCGAAUGGACUCGGAGCUGUUUGUGCGCGUGCUGCCCUACCAGUGUCUGGGCUGCGUCUGGUCUCAGAGGGACAAGAAGGAGAACCUCUCUCCCACCAUCAGCGCCACCAUCUCCCAGUUCAACGCCGUCACCAACCGGGUCAUCACCUCCCUGCUCUGCCCGUCCGCCUGCUCCUCCGGCAGCCCCGCCUGCCCACGCCGGGCGGCGUCCGGCCCCGCCCAGAGGGCCCGGGUGAUCGAGAAGUGGAUCAGGGUCGCGCAGGAGUGUCGACAGCUGAAGAACUUCUCCUCACUAAAGGCCAUCCUGUCAGCCUUGCAGUCCAACGCCGUCUACAGACUCGGGAAGACCUGGGCAGCUGUCAGCAGAGAGAGCAUCUCCACCUUUGACAACCUGUGGGAGACCUUCCCUGAUGAGAACUGUGUCCUGACCAACAGAGAGAUCCUUCAAGAGGAUGGCCUGUUGCCUGUCGUGGAUAACAUUUCUCCCAAGAUAUCCAAGCGCUGCCCCAUGCCCAGACAGAUGAGUACGUCCAGUGGAGUGGUCCCCUACCUCGGCACCUACCUGACUGUCCUCACCAUGCUGGACACGGCGCUGGCCGACAGCGUCGAGGGCGGACUCAUCAACUUUGAAAAACGGAGGAGGGAGUUUGAAAUUCUCUCCCAGAUCCGUGUGCUCCAGGGGUCUUGCUCCCAGUACAACCUCCCCCACCACCCCAGGAUCGCAGCCUGGCUGCAGGAGGAGAAACUCCUCUCCGACCAGGAGAGCUAUGAGUUGUCCCGAGGGCUGGAGCCUCCCGUGGACCUGUGCUCCCAGACACCGUGGAGCCACCGCACUCUCUCCAAGAAGCUCUCCGCGUUCCUGACGGUGACGGAAAAAUCCGGUAGGAAGACCCAUGCAGACCAGAUCAGCGUGUCCUCAUCGGGAUCCAGUGGGAUGGAUGAGAUGGAGGACCUGUGCCCCUCCCAGCCAGCCUCCUCAAUGGGACUGCUGUCUCUGUCCAGCUCCUGCCAUAAUGUGGCCGAGGCCUUCCCCUCCUCCUCCCUGGACUCCCCCAUCCCCUUCCCCUCCUCCUCCCUGGACUCCCCCAUCCCCUUCAGCUCCUCCUCCAGCUCCCAGCCGGAUCUCUCCACCCCGGCCCCCUUCUGCUCCCCUGCCCCAGCCCCUGCCCCGGCCCCUGCUGCCGCCCCCAGGGCCAAGCCCACCCUGGCCUCCCACCACAAGCGCUCUAUCUCCAUGACCUCCCUGCCCCUCUACAAUCGGCAGGUGGCCGAUUCGUGCAUCAUCAGGCUGAGUGUGGACUGUGGCAGCGACAAUGGCAACAUGUACAAGAGCAUCCUGCUGACCAGUCAGGACAAAACGCCCCAGGUGAUCCAGAGAGCCCUGGAGAAGCACCACCUGGAGCACAUGAGCAGUCGGGACUUCAGUCUCACUCAGAUCAUCUCAGGAGAGAGAGAGCUGCUCAUCCCGGAAAAGGCCAACGUGUUCUAUGCCAUGUCAACCUCAGCCAACUACGACUUCGUCCUGCGCCAGUGUCAAGGCAAGAAGAAGCCCCUGCGCGCCACCUCAAGUCUGGGUCGCUACACAAAGUAGCGCCCCCUGUGGCGAGGAGUGGUCGUGCAACGUGAGCCGAAGCAACGCAGGACAGCGAGAGACUUGACAUUUUCGAAUUUGCGUGUCCUGAACGGUAGAAUGAGUGAGCCCUUGAGAACUGCAGAGGAAGAGGGCGAGAAGAUGGCACUUUCUGAAGAAUGUAUGUGAUGACUGCAGCUGUCACAUCCCUUGAACAGAACCUUCUUGCAUGAUUGGUGGAGACUAGUCUACGUGACUCCCGACACCCCUGGAAACGAGACUAGAACACCGCAUUCCAUUGGAAGUGUUGGACUUCCCCCUCAGGGCGUCUGGCAGCACUGGAACAUGAGUCACAUGACAUCGACAAGCAGCAGGAUAUUGGAUUACUUUUAGACACACACAAACACACAAACACACACCACACACGGUUUGUUUCCCAUUUUUGUCUCCUCUUUCAUCAAGCCCCUAAGUUUGCCAGUGGAGCAAGGUUGAAUGACCAGUGCCAGGCUUCUAAAUGAACAUUGAGAGCAUUUGACUGACAGUUUCCCAACUGGGAGGAGAACAUACCUUACUGGUCCUAACCUUGGGCUCUGGAAAGGGACAGAGGCCAGACUCAGAGUGAAGGACACGGUUUAUUUUAAUGGUGCGACAGGAGCCACACACAGACAGACAGACAGACAGACAGACAGACAGACAGACAGACAGACAGACAGACAGACAGGUGGACAGACACAAAGACCUCUGCUCACACAAGACAACCAGCCACCAGGUCUGGUCCCGGGUCUGGUCCCAGGUCUGGUCCUAGGUCUGGGCCUGGGUCUGGUCCCAGGUCUGGGUCUGGGCCUG